GUGCACACAGGCAUGCACGACAUAUUCGCACCCAAACUGAAGAACAUCCUCUCCAAGGGCACAGGCACAAAAAUAGCGCUGUUCGACAGCUACACCAAGCCCAUACUAUCAUCGCACGUUUCGCACACAAACUUCCUGAAAAACGACUUUUUUUUAUUUCAGAUGCUCACAGACACGCGCUGCCGCAUGCACGGCCUGACCUGUGUGAUUUUUGCGCAGCCCACGAGCAUUUACCAGAUCGUAUGCGAAUUGAAGGAGCCGAAGUACGGCCGGUACAUCAUUUUCUUCACUGGUAAGGUUGAUGAUGACGUGCUGGAGAUUAUGGCCCGCAGCGAUACGCACGCGGUGGUGAGCGAAACGUAUGAAAUGAACAUUGGCGUGGUAAAACUCGAUGACAUGCUGUACAGGGUGGGGAGCGGCAAUCGAAUGGACGGUAUUAUGUCGGUGCUGAGCACCCUCGGAAUAUGUCCCAAAAUGAUAACGAACGCGGGAAUGAAGGAGCUCGUGACUCAGAUGAUGAUACACGCAUCCAAAUUUGCAAACAAGGGAACGCUGAUCAUGCUGAACCGUUCUUUCGAUCCUUACACGCCCCUGGUGCACGAGUGGCGGUACCAGCCGAUGAUAUACGAGUACCUUAAGUCAAGCAACGGCAUCGUGACCUUAGACAAGACAUACGUGCUUAGCGAUGCGUUCUUCGAGGUGAACAAGUUUCUGGACAUCAACGCGGUCAGCGCCAAUUUGAAGGAGUUUAUAAAAUCAACCGAAAAAGUGCCUGUCGAUCUGUCAGCACUGAGCACAGCCACAAAGACCAAAGACAGCCUCGAAAAGCACCUCAAGCUGCACAACUACAUCGUAAAACAUUGCGUUGAUAACAAGGAGAUGAGCGAAGUUGAGAUGAAAAUAAUCAAAGAGAACAAAAUGAACACCAAGCAGAUCGAGAAGGUGCUCAGCAACGAUAAGUUGACGAGAGAACAGAAGGAGAAGCUGGUGAUGAUUUAUCUCCUGAGAAACCCCCACAAGAGGAGCAGGCCCGUGUUUGAGAAGUACGUGAAGAUCCAGCAAUUUGUUAAGAAGCACACGAAUGCGCCCAUACCCACGUUCCGUGAGCACGUUGAUAUCAAGCUGGCGUAUGAGCCGGUCAUCACGAGGUUGUUGGGAAAGAUAAUGAAGAACAAGAUAGAUGGCAGUCUGUGCACGGUUGACAGUCUCAAGGUGUCUAAGCCGUACGUAAUCUACGUUGAUGAUAUCACUUUCAACGAGUACAGGGCCAUCAAUAUGUUUUUUAGGGAGCGUAAUAUCGUGGAUUAUGUCAUUCUGUGCGACAGGAUCGUAAACUACAGCGAUGUUUUGAACGAUGGCAUGGGAGCUGCUGAUUAAACCGCGUUAUUCCACGAACUCAGAGUUGGCAUGAAGCUGCUGAUUAAACCGCGUUAUU
Messenger RNA from Vavraia culicis subsp. floridensis, 1435 nucleotides. RefSeq lists its product as uncharacterized. The transcript has a single exon. The record is from RefSeq and is a predicted model, not a curated record. Gene Ontology annotation, biological process: vesicle-mediated transport; intracellular protein transport. NCBI's taxonomy places the organism in Eukaryota, Fungi, Microsporidia, Pleistophoridae. Gene Ontology annotation, cellular component: Golgi membrane. The coding region runs from base 13 to 1377 and encodes 454 amino acids.